GUACUUUAUUAUUGUCUCAGUGUUGGUGAUGGGGAAGAAUAUAUUUAUAUCAGCUAAGGAGAAAAUAAGCUUGUCUAAUCAAUUGGGUAUAACUAGAGAAAAAUGUCUCCUUUUGAAUUUUGAAAUCUUUGAUUUGAAAUGUCUCACCUGCUUUUAUUAUUGCUAAUAUUCUAUUGUUUAAUAUCUUUGAUCUAGGUGGAGCCAGGUCAAAUGGGGGAAAAUCAAACAGAAAUGGUGAGGGAGUUUGUCCUGGCAGGCUUCUCACAGACUUUGUCGAUCGAGGAAGGCUUAUUUGUUUUAUUUCUUUUCUUCUAUGUGCUCACUUGGGUGGGCAAUGUCCUUAUCAUGGCCACAGUGAUUUCUGAUAACUCUCUGAAGGCAUCACCCAUGUAUUUCCUUCUUGGCAACCUCUCAUUCCUGGACCUGUGUUAUUCAACAGUGACUACCCCUAAGCUGUUGGCCGACUUCCUUGACAGUAAAAAGCUCAUUCCCUUUGAACAAUGCAUUGUGCAGCUCUUCUUUUUGCAUUUUGUAGGGGCAGCUGAGAUGUUCCUGCUCACAGUGAUGGCUUACGAUCGCUAUGUUGCCAUCUGCCGCCCCCUGCACUACACAACGGUCAUGACUCAGGGACUAUGUUGUGUGUUGGUUGGUGCCUCAUGGAUGGGAGGAUUUGUGCACUCCACCGUCCAGACUUUUCUCAUGAUCAGUCUGCCCUUUUGUGGACCAAAUGAGGUAGACAACUUCUUUUGUGAUGUGCCUCCUGUCAUCAAACUUGCAUGCACAGACACCUUUGUCAUUGAAUUGCUCAUGGUUUCCAACAGCGGACUGAUCUCCACCAGCUCCUUUGUGGUACUGCUUUGUUCCUACACCACCAUCCUGGUCAAGAUUCGCUCCAAGGAGGGAAGGCGGAAGGCACUUUCCACCUGUGCCUCACACCUCAUGGUGGUAACACUCUUUUUUGGACCCUGUAUUUUCAUCUAUGCACGUCCCUUCUCUACUUUUUCUGUGGACAAGAUGGUAUCCGUACUCUACAACGUUAUUACCCCCAUGCUGAACCCUCUCAUCUACACACUUCGAAACAAAGAAGUCAAAUCAGCCAUAAGGAAGCUUUGGGACAGGAGUAGAAUUAAUUGGAAAAAGCAGGAGACAGGAAACAUUGAAGUGAGUUUUUGAAAGCAAAGAGUCUGAAAUUAAAAUAUUUCCUUUGUGAUUAAUGUAUUAAGGGGACAAUCUAGUUGACUGAUUUUUUUCUGUUAAAAUCAUAAACUAUUAUUUCUGGCUUUACAGAAGUCUUUUGAUAAUGGAUUUUUCUGUCUUCUGUUUUCUUUAUUAAAACAAAUAUGCUUUCUGUUUUCUAUCAGUUUUUAUUCUUCAUUUCUGGUUCUUCAUCUCAUCAAAUCUGAUUCCAUUCACUCUUUCCAUUAGUUUGUCAUUACAGACAUAGAAUCCACUCUUUUCAAGUUCCCAUCAGCCUCUUCUCCAUAUUGCCACAGGUUUUACUUUUUUUAUUUUAACUUCCUCUACCUACAUGUCUGAAGUCAAUCAAAAAAGGAAUUUACACAUGGUUUGUACUCCCUCUAAAUGAGAACAUUAAUUAGAUGAAUUAAACUGACUUAGGUUUACGUAACAAUGAGCUAAUGGGAUGUAUUGUUGCGAGCGCCUACUGUCACACAGCUCAACAGUAGCAAGUGCAAUGUACGACUUGUCAGUCACAGGGAAGAAAGGAACACCAGGACACGAGACUGUCUUUCCAAUGAGAGAUUUUAUUGCUUACACACCAGGUUUUUUUAAUCACACUACUCAUCAGCAUGCUC
Molecule: messenger RNA, 1814 nt
Organism: Oryctolagus cuniculus (rabbit)
Lineage: Eukaryota; Metazoa; Chordata; Mammalia; Lagomorpha; Leporidae
Source: RefSeq, a predicted model, not a curated record